Rhea pennata is the source of this 4784-nucleotide messenger RNA. RefSeq names its product roundabout guidance receptor 2 (gene ROBO2). The record is from RefSeq and is a predicted model, not a curated record. Lineage: Eukaryota; Metazoa; Chordata; Aves; Rheiformes; Rheidae. The transcript is spliced from 31 exons. Bases 1 to 4596 code for a protein of 1531 amino acids. Gene Ontology annotation, biological process: cell-cell adhesion. Gene Ontology annotation, molecular function: protein binding.
AUGGGAUCCCGCCUUCGCCAGGAGGACUUUCCACCGCGAAUUGUUGAACAUCCUUCGGAUGUGAUAGUUUCUAAAGGAGAGCCGACAACGCUGAACUGUAAAGCUGAGGGACGGCCAACACCCACCAUCGAGUGGUACAAGGAUGGUGAGCGAGUGGAGACUGACAAAGAUGAUCCGCGCUCCCACCGCAUGCUGCUGCCCAGCGGAUCUCUGUUUUUCUUGCGCAUUGUGCAUGGACGCAGGAGUAAACCUGAUGAAGGAAGUUACGUUUGCGUAGCAAGGAACUAUCUUGGAGAAGCUGUGAGUCGCAAUGCAUCUCUGGAAGUGGCAUUGCUACGAGAUGACUUCCGCCAAAACCCUACAGAUGUUGUGGUGGCAGCUGGAGAGCCUGCCAUUCUUGAAUGCCAGCCACCUCGCGGACAUCCUGAGCCUACCAUCUACUGGAAGAAAGAUAAAGUCCGCAUUGAUGAUAAGGAAGAGCGAAUCAGUAUACGUGGUGGAAAGCUGAUGAUCUCCAAUACAAGAAAAAGUGACGCUGGCAUGUACACUUGUGUUGGGACCAACAUGGUGGGGGAGCGAGACAGCGAUCCAGCAGAACUGACUGUCUUUGAGCGGCCCACGUUCCUCCGGAGACCCAUUAACCAGGUGGUGCUGGAGGAGGAGGCAGUGGAGUUCCGGUGCCAGGUGCAGGGCGACCCCCAGCCCACCGUCCGGUGGAAGAAAGAUGACGCAGAUUUACCAAGAGGAAGGUAUGACAUCAAAGAUGACUAUACUUUGCGGAUUAAGAAGGCCAUGAGCACAGAUGAGGGAACCUACACGUGCAUUGCUGAGAAUCGAGUUGGGAAAGUAGAAGCCUCUGCUACCCUCACUGUUCGAGCUCGCCCCGUUGCUCCCCCACAGUUUGUGGUGAGACCACGAGACCAGAUUGUAGCCCAGGGCCGAACGGUGACUUUUCCUUGUGAAACUAAAGGAAAUCCCCAGCCAGCUGUUUUUUGGCAAAAAGAAGGAAGCCAGAAUCUACUGUUUCCAAACCAGCCUCUCCAGCCCAACAGUAGAUACUCAGUAUCGCCAACAGGAGACCUCACUAUUUCCAACAUUCAGCGGUCUGAUGCAGGCUACUACAUUUGUCAAGCACUGACAGUUGCUGGAAGCAUUUUAGCAAAGGCUCAGCUGGAGGUUACUGACGUUUUGACAGAUAGACCUCCACCCAUCAUCCUCCAGGGGCCCGUCAAUCAGACGCUGGCCGUGGAUGGGACAGCUUUGCUGAAGUGCAAGGCUACCGGCGACCCGCUUCCUGUUAUUAGCUGGUUAAAAGAAGGAUUCACCUUCCUGGGCAGAGAUCCUAGAACAUCCAUACAGGAUCAGGGGACCCUUCACAUUAAAACUCUGCGGCUGUCUGAUACCGGAACUUACACUUGUGUUGCCACCAGUUCAAGCGGGGAGACAUCGUGGAGUGCUGUGCUAGAGGUGACAGAGUCUGGUGGAGCAACUGUCAGCAAAAAUUAUGAUAUAAAUGACCUCCCUGGGCCUCCAUCCAAACCUCAGGUCACUGAUGUUACUAAGAACAGUGUCACCCUGUCCUGGCAGCCUGGCACCCCUGGAAGCCUACCAGCUAGUGCUUAUAUCAUUGAGGCCUUUAGUCAGUCUGUGAGCAAUAGUUGGCAAACAGUGGCUAACCACGUCAAGACCACCCUGUACACUGUGAGAGGACUGCGCCCCAACACCAUUUACCUGUUCAUGGUGAGAGCUAUCAAUUCACAAGGCCUGAGUGAUCCCAGCCCUAUGUCAGAUCCUGUCCGAACACAAGAUAUCAGCCCACCAGCACAAGGUGUGGAUCACAGACAAGUCCAAAAGGAACUGGGAGAUGUCAUUGUACGACUGCAUAAUCCUGUUGUGCUGACACCCACAACAGUUCAAGUCACCUGGACAGUCGAUCGACAGUCCCAGUUUAUUCAGGGCUAUCGAGUAAUGUAUCGCCAAACAUCUGGCCUACCUUCUCCAGCUAUAUGGCAGAAUUUGGAGGUCAAAGUCCCAACUGAGCGCAGUGCUGUCUUAGUCAACUUGAAAAAAGGGGUCACUUAUGAAAUUAAAGUUCGCCCUUAUUUCAACGAAUUCCAAGGAAUGGACAGUGAAUCAAAGUCUGCCCGUACCACUGAGGAAGCUCCAAGUGCCCCUCCUCAGUCUGUUACUGUCCUGACAGUUGGAAAUCACAACAGCACAAGCAUCAGCAUCUCAUGGGAUCCUCCACCUCCAGAUCACCAGAACGGAGUCAUUCAGGAGUAUAAGAUCUGGUGCCUAGGUAAUGAGACUCGAUUUCAUAUCAACAAAACAGUAGAUGCAGCCAUUCGCUCUGUAGUAAUAGGUGGCCUAUAUCCAGGUAUUCAAUACCGUGUGGAAGUUGCUGCAAGCACCAGUGCAGGUGUGGGAGUAAAAAGUGAGCCACAACCCAUAAUAAUUGGAGCUCGUAAUGAAGUUGUCAUCACCGAAAAUAACAACAGCAUAACUGAGCAAAUCACUGAUGUUGUCAAACAGCCUGCCUUUAUAGCUGGCAUCGGUGGUGCAUGUUGGGUAAUUCUGAUGGGUUUCAGCAUCUGGCUGUACUGGCGCAGAAAGAAGAGGAAGGGGCUCAGCAAUUAUGCUGUUCAGUCCUUCACCUUCACCCCUGCAGUCACUUUCCAAAGAGGAGAUGGAGGACUAAUGAGCAAUGGAAGUCGACCAGGUCUGUUGAAUGCAAGUGACCCCAGUUAUCCUUGGCUUGCAGACUCUUGGCCUGCCACAAGUCUGCCGGUAAACAACAGCACUAGCGGACCCAAUGACCUUGGAAAUUUUGGUCGUGGAGAUGUGCUGCCACCAGUGCCAGGGCAAGGAGAUAAAACCGCUACAAUGCUUUCGGAUGGAGCCAUUUACAGCAGCAUUGACUUCACCACCAAAACUAGUUACAACAGUUCCAGCCAAAUAACGCAAGCUACACCAUAUGCCACCACCCAGAUACUGCACUCCAACAGCAUCCAUGAGUUGGCAGUCGACUUACCUGAUCCUCAGUGGAAAAGCUCAAUUCAGCAAAAAAAUGACCUGAUGGGAUUCGGUUACUCGCUCCCAGACCAAGGCAAAGGCAACAACGCUUUGCUUUACAUCCCUGACUACCGCGUGGCUGAGGGCUUGGCUAAUAGAUUGCCACACAACCAGUCGCAGGAUUUCAGCACCACCAGCUCCCACAACAGCUCCGAAAGGAGUGGCAGCCUCUCAGGUGGCAAAGGAGGGAAAAAGAAGAAAAACAAAAAUACUGCCAAGCCCCAGAAAAAUAAUGGUUCAAACUGGGCCAAUGUUCCCCUCCCACCCCCUCCCGUGCAGCCGCUUCCAGGCACAGAGCUGGAACACUAUGGGGUGGAUCAGCAAGAAGCAGGAUAUGACAGUGAUGGUUGGUGUCCACCUUUGCCAGUUCAGACCUACUUACAUCAGGGCAUGGAGGAUGAGCUUGAAGAAGACGAUGAUCGCGUUCCCACACCUCCUGUCCGAGGGGUAGCUUCGUCACCUGCAAUCUCCUUUGGCCAACAGUCAACUGCAACUCUCACGCCUUCUCCACGAGAGGAGAUGCAGCCAAUGCUUCAAGCCCACCUUGAUGAAUUAACUAGGGCUUACCAGUUUGAUAUAGCAAAGCAGACAUGGCACAUCCAAAGCAAUACACAACCUCCUCAGGCUCCCAUUCCACCUCUAGGAUAUGUAUCUGGAAACAUUAUUUCGGAUUUGGAAACAGAUGUUCCAGAUGAUGAUGAGGACGAUAUUGAAGAGGAAGCUGUAGAAAUCACUAGGCCACUAAGAGGUCUAGAGCAUACUCCAGGCUCCAGUAUGGACAAUCUAGACAGCUCUGUGACAGGUUCAAUGGUAAAUGGAUGGGGUUCUGCGUCUGAUGAGGACCGUAACUUUUCUAGUCAUAGAUCUAGUGUAGGUAGCUCCUCAGAUGACUCGAUCUUUACCAGCGGCAGUUUUGCACAAGCACUGGUUGCAGCAGCAGAUAAAGCUGGUUUUAGGCUGGAUGGAACCAGCCUGACAAGAACAGGCAAAGCAUACCCUUCCUCUCAGAGACCUCGGCCAAGCAGCCCAUUUUCUACCGACAGCAACACCAGUGCGGCUGUCAAUCAGAGUCAGAGGCCUAGGCCUACUAAAAAACACAAGGGAGGCCGAUUGGACCAACCCCCCUUGCCCCACCGUAGGGAGGGGAUAACGGACGAUCUUCCACCACCACCCGACCCGCCCCCUGGUCAGGGUUUAAGGCAGCAAAUAGGCCCUGGCCAACGUGGAGGCUCGGCAGAGAGGAAAGGAAGCUCUCUUGAGAGGCAGCAAACAUCGAACAUAGAUGAAACAAAGAGCUCAUUGGAUCGUCAAGCUAGAACAUCAUUAGAGUGGCAGCGACAAACCCAGGAAUGGAUAAGCUCUACAGAACGACCAGAAGAUAUAAGGAAAGCCCAACACAAACAAGCAUUCGAAUCAGAAGAGGCACUGGUACCUUAUAGUAAACCCAACUUCCCAUCCCCUGGUGGCCACAGCUCUUCAGGAACAGCUUCUUCUAAAGGAUCAACCGGACCUAGAAAAGAGUAGUUGAGAAGACACAUUGCAAGCUGCUCUGACGGACCAUCAGGUCUGAACUCAUGGAAGUGAUGACACUAAACAGUGCAAUGAACAUUUUCUUUAUUUAUGUACUAUUAAAAGAACUGUAAAUGCAAUGUAAAGACACACAGCCACACAUAUCCCACAGAUACUUUACUUGUGUUCUUCUCUUUAAUACA